Molecule: messenger RNA, 2212 nt
Organism: Ornithodoros turicata
Lineage: Eukaryota; Metazoa; Arthropoda; Arachnida; Ixodida; Argasidae
Exons: 1
Coding region: 126-1211 (361 amino acids)
Molecular function (GO): oxidoreductase activity, acting on the CH-OH group of donors, NAD or NADP as acceptor
Source: RefSeq, a predicted model, not a curated record
GGAAACGGUGCGCCAGUAGCGACGGGAGCCUCAUCUCACUUCGAAGUUGCUCACCGACCCGAACAGAAGAACCUCCUCCGCUUCCAACUUUUUAUUCGUGUCCUACAAGCUCCGCUUUAUCCACCAUGCCAUCGUCAUCGGAGGACAUGGUGCUGGUCACCGGUGCGGGUGGCUACAUCGGAGUUCACGUCGUCCGGGCGCUCCUCAAGCAUGGAUUCCGCGUCAGAGGAACUGCACGCAACCCGAAAAACGAAGCCAAGACAAAGCACGUACGGGAAUGCUACCCAGAGGCCAAACAUCCAGUGGAGAUCGUGGAAGCGGACCUACUAAGCGAUGCAGGCUGGGCUGAAGCGGUCAACGGAUGUAGCUAUGUGGUCCAUGUGGCGUCUCCGUUUCCCAACGCAGAACCAAAUCACCCGGACGAUGUCAUCAAGCCCGCCGUUGAAGGUACAAAGAGGGUCUUGAAGUUCGCCGCUGAAGCUGGUACCGUUAAGAGGGUCGUAGUCACCAGCACGAUGGCUGCCGUGCACGGUGAAGUUGAUGACACAGGCGACAGGGUCUUCGACGAAAACGACUGGACAAAUACCGAAUGGAAAGGUCUCGAAGCGUACGCGAAAAGCAAGACGCUCGCCGAGAAGGCCGCCUGGGACUUUGUCGCCAGUCUUCCAGAAGGGAAACGCUUUGAGUUGGCGACCGUCAACCCAUCCCUAGUCCUAGGGCCCGUCCUCCACGGAACGUACGGCACGAGCGUGGAAGUUAUCAAACGUCUCUUGGACAAAACGACACCGCUGAUCCCGUACGUGAACUUUGCCAUCUGCGACGUCAGAGAUGUCGCCAAGGCGCACGUGAAAGCUCUGACCGUGCCAGAAGCUGCGGGAAAGCGUCACAUCAUCAACACGGGGAACUUGUGGCUCAAGGAUGCGGCUUCCAUGCUUCGUGAAGAGUUCUGGGCUCAGGGCUACUACAUCCCAUUCUUAUCGUCGCCUAACAUCGGUAUCUGGUUCGUGGGGCUGAUCGACAAGUCAGCCCGGAUGUUGUACCCGCGGCUGGGCAAGGUCUACAAGUUCAGCAACAAGAGAAUGCAAGACGUGUUUGGCAUUCGCCCGCGCUCCAUAAGGGACACGGUCAGCGACACGGCGCACGGCCUCAUUCAGGCUGGAAUCGUUUCUAAGGCACCCAAGUACCAGGCGAAGCAACUCAGCAUGGAUUAGACAGAACUCGGACAAGAGGGUCACGGGUUGGUUUUUUGUCACGCGACGUCUAAAAUUCGUGUGCAAAGCGUGGAAUAGAAGGGCAGCGGGAUAAUGUCUUUUACCGUAUACGUUUUACUUUUGCUAGCUGUACGCGCUGUUUGUGCGGUAAAGUUAAUUAUGCGGUUUCCAAGGAAGCCAUAUGCCUACCUAUACUCUCCACCUGGAAGCGUCUCGUUGAAUUCGAAUUGAACAGCGUUUUUUAUUGACGUGCAAACAUGUGCCGUGUAGACACGCCGAGUCCUUCGCUAUAUAGACCUAACCGAGUGUAACGCUUCCGUGUGAGGCAGGCAUGGGACCACCUGUAUAAGAUGAAUUUGUUCGUUACAAGAAAAGAGGAAACCGCAGUUCACGUUUUUCGUCGUUUUAAAAGGUUCGCUUUAAUUGACAUCUACUUCAAGGAGGCCGUCGGUUAUUGUUUAUCAUGGAGGGAAAGAAUUAAGUUACGCUCUUCGACUUUGCUGGCAGUGAUUUUCCGGAGCUGCUUUGGUGCUUGCUGGUGGUGUGUUACCGAGUUGCUGUGGCAUCGCAGCAAAUUCACAUUUUAAUGACGGCUGCUCGUGCGAAUAUCGUCGCAAUUUUCGAACAAACUAAUUACCGUACACAAAAUUGUACCGCUCUUAAAACGAAGAUCGCGCUGUGUAUCUUACCCUAAACAUUUCACAUAUAUGUCAUCGCAUAUCAUUGAAUCUUCGUAUCUCGCUGAUGUGCUCUUUCUAAUUAACUCACGAUCGCGAUUGUAUGAUACCCGAACUUAAAUAACGUCGUGUAUGGCUUUUAUGAUCUUUUCGAGGGUCGUCGUAUGCACGCGUUUCCAGUUUUACAAACGCAACUGUUUAUUACUUCGGUGUAAAUUAUUUUUGUACUCGUACGUUGUACGAACGUAUUCUGAUGUGAUUCUUUUUACGAUCAUAGUGUGCUUUAUGUCUAAUAAAAAUCUGUCUACUCUUCAUGGCAACUUA